Molecule: messenger RNA, 1499 nt
Organism: Opisthocomus hoazin
Lineage: Eukaryota; Metazoa; Chordata; Aves; Opisthocomiformes; Opisthocomidae
Source: RefSeq, a predicted model, not a curated record
AUGUGUGAGCCCUGCGAGAAGCUGCCACCUCCCCACAUGUCCAGCAAAAGAGAGACCGUGGGACAAACGCUGCUGCAGAAAGCCCAGCUUGGUGAGCCCAAAAGCUGCUCCACAGCCCGGCAGCAGAGCCCCCCAGCACCCCAGGAGGGGCCCAGUUUGUUUCCGGAUGCCUCAGACCCUGGGGAUGGCAAAAGCGACACGGAAUCCAUGGAAAACAUGAGCCUGGAUGGCUACCGACCUAGUGCUGGUGGUGUGGGGGGCAGGAGGAACUCCCUGGAGAAAGCCGCCCCUCUCAGGGAUGGAAAGCAGGCUGCUGUGCCGGCGGGGCCCGCGGCCUCCAGCCUGACGCUCCCUCUCCGCUCUCGAAACACGCUCUCCGAGAGCACGCUGGGGAGCAUGGUCAGCAUCUACAGCGAGGCCGGCGACUUCGGCAACGUCGCGGUCACCGGGGGAAUCUCCUUCUCCCUGAGCUACGAGCAGAAGACGCAGACCUUGCUCAUCCACGUGAAGGAGUGUCGCCAGCUGGCCUACGGGGACGAGGGCAAGAAGCGCUCCAACCCGUACGUGAAGACCUACCUCCUGCCCGACAAAUCCCGGCAAGGGAAACGCAAGACCACCAUCAAACGCAACACCGUCAACCCCCUGUACAACGAGCUGCUGAAGUACGAGAUUAACAAGUCCCUCCUGCUUGCGAGGACGCUGCAGUUCUCAGUCUGGCACCACGAUCGCUUCGGCCGCAACACGUUCCUGGGGGAGGUGGAGGUCCCGCUGGACGCCUGGGACUUUGAGAGCCACCUGGAUGAGUUUCUCCCCCUGCACGGCAAGAUUGGGGCAGAUGCUGCUGGUCUCCACCAGUACAAGGGGGAGCUGGUUGUCUCCAUGAAGUACAUCCCGUCUUCCAAGCAUCCCGGGGCUGGGAAUAGCAGGAAGGGCAAAGCGGGGGAAGGCGGUGAGCUCCAGGUCUGGAUCAAAGAAGCCAAGAACCUCACGGCUGCUAAAUCAGGAGGCACCUCUGACAGCUUUGUCAAGGGCUACCUCCUGCCACACAAAAACAAAGCCUCCAAGAGGAAGACGCCCGUGGUGAAGAAGACCCUGAACCCUCAUUACAACCACACCUUUGUCUACAACGGCGUCAACCCCGAGGACCUGCAGCACCUCUAGGUGUGGGACCGAGAGCCGCUGUCCAGCAAUGACUUCCUCGGGGGUGUCCGUCUGGGGGUGGGCAACGGCAUGAGCAACGGGCAGGCUGUGGACUGGAUGGACUCCACGGGCGAGGAGCUGAACCUGUGGCAGAAGAUGUGCCAGUACCCGGGCUCGUGGGCGGAGGGGACGCUCCAGCUCCGCUCCACCAUGGCCAAGCUGAGGCCGUAGGCUGCGGCACCGGGACUCAGCGGAGGGCUGGCACUGCUGUGUGAAGCCACGCUCUGGCAGGGCUGCCAGACAGGGGCUGGUGGGGGGUUUUUUUUGCUUAUACUUGAAUAAACAUGAUCUUCUCUAAA